Messenger RNA from Oncorhynchus gorbuscha (pink salmon), 3449 nucleotides. RefSeq names its product E3 ubiquitin-protein ligase TRIM23. Gene Ontology annotation, molecular function: GTPase activity; GTP binding; zinc ion binding. Gene Ontology annotation, cellular component: plasma membrane; cytoplasm; lysosomal membrane. Lineage: Eukaryota; Metazoa; Chordata; Actinopteri; Salmoniformes; Salmonidae. Gene Ontology annotation, biological process: intracellular protein transport; vesicle-mediated transport. The transcript has 11 exons. The coding region runs from base 57 to 1820 and encodes 587 amino acids. The record is from RefSeq and is a predicted model, not a curated record.
CAUAUGUAUUUUCGAAUCCACACUAACUGUGUAAAUGGUUUAGUCCUAGGUCUAGGAUGGCCGCUGCUGUGGGUGUAAACAAGCAGGGGACCGCAGCAACGAUGGAUGUCUGUGUUCGGCACGUCAGGGGGGCCACAAGCAGCACCGUGAAGGUGUUGGAGUGUGGGGUGUGUGAAGAUGUCUUCUCUCUCCAGGGGGACAAGGUCCCCCGGCUGCUGCUCUGUGGUCACACAGUCUGUCAUGACUGUCUGACCCGGCUGCCCCUGCAUGGUAGAGCCAUCCGCUGCCCCUUCGACAGACAGGUCACAGAGCUGGGGGACUCUGGUGUGUGGGGUCUGAAGAAGAACUUUGCCCUGCUGGAGCUUCUGGAGAGGCUGCAGAAUGGAGCGUCCAGCCAGUUGAGCAUGGCAGAAGAUGCCCUAACAGGCAUGGGAGAGUCAAUAAUCCGCUGUGACGAGGACGAGAGCCACACGGCGUCUAUGUACUGCACGGUGUGUGCCACCCACCUGUGUGCCGACUGCUCCCAGCUCACCCACUCCACCCGCACCCUGGCCAAGCACCGGCAGGUACCCCUGGCAGACAAGCCCCACGAGAAGACACUAUGCCCGCAGCACCAGGUCCACGCCAUCGAGUUCGUCUGUCAGGAGGAGCUCUGCCAGCCUGGGCCGCUCAUGUGCUGCGUGUGCAAAGAGUACGGCAAGCACCAGGGACACAAGCAUGCAGUUCUGGAGGCAGAAGCCAAUCAGAUCCGUGCGUCUAUCCUGGACAUGGCCCACUGUAUCCGGACGUUCACAGAGGAGGUGUCGGAAUAUUCCAGGAAGCUGGUUGGGAUCGUACAGCAGAUUGAGGGAGGAGAACGGAUAGUGGAGGAUGGCAUCGGCAUGGCACACACCGAGCAUGUCCCAGGCACGGCAGAGAGCGCGCGGUCCUGCGUACGGGCCUACUUCGCCGACCUCCACGAGACGCUGUGCAGACAGGAGGAGAUGGCGCUCAGUGUAGUGGACGCACAUGUCAGGGAAAGGCUCAUUUGGCUCCGGCAACAGCAGGAAGACAUGACCAUCCUACUGUCCCAGGUCUCCACAGCCUGCCUGCACUGCGAGAAGACACUGCAGCAGGAUGACUGCAGAGUGGUCCUGGCCAAGCAGGAGAUCAACAGACUGUUGGAGACUCUGCAGAAACAGCAGCAGCAGUUCACUGAGCUGGCCGACCACAUCCAGCUUGACGCCGGUAUCCCUGUCACCUUCACCAAGACUACAUUGUUUUCUCUGUUCCAGGACAACCGGGUCCACAUCGGCCCUAAGAUGGAGAUCCGGGUGGUGACCCUGGGACUGGAUAGUGCAGGGAAAACCACCAUCCUCUUCAAGCUGAAACAGGACGAGUUUAUGCAGCCCAUCCCUACCAUAGGUUUUAAUGUGGAGACAGUGGAGUAUAAGAACCUCAAGUUCACCAUCUGGGACGUUGGUGGGAAACAUAAGCUACGGCCUCUAUGGAAGCACUAUUACCUGAACACACAAGCGGUGGUGUUUGUGAUUGACAGCUGUCACAGGGAUAGGCUGAUGGAGGCCCACAGUGAACUGGCCAAACUUCUGACAGAGAAGGAGCUGAGAGACGCCCUGCUGCUCAUCUUCGCCAACAAACAGGAUGUCCCUGGGGCUGUGUCGGUGGAGGAGAUGACGGAGCUGCUGAGUCUCCAUAAGCUGUGCUGUGGUAGGAGCUGGCACAUCCAGGGAUGUGACGCCCGCAGUGGCAUGGGGCUCCACGAGGGCCUGGACUGGCUGUCCCGACAGCUGGUGGCUGCAGGUGUACUGGAUGUGGCCUAGACCUUCCCUUGCUGCAGGUGUACUGGACGUGGCCUAGACCUCCCCUUGCUGCAGGUGUACUGGACGUGGCCUAGACCUCCCCUUGCUGCAGGUGUACUGGACGUGGCCUAGACCUCCCCUUGCUGCAGGUGUACUGGACGUGGCCUAGACCUCCCCUUGCUGCAGGUGUACUGGACGUGGCCUAGACCUCCCCUGAUGACUGACUUCUGUUACCAAGUAAAACCCCUUACCAUAGAUCCCAGAACGAUCUUAUUAAACCACCCACACCCUAAAAACAUGUCCACCAUAGACCUGCACCAGUCACAUCUACAUAAACCUUUUACCUGAUGAUUGGCUUAUGGUAGACCCAGUCCAACCCAUACCCUAAAGACCAGUCCUACCAAAGUCUCAUCCCAUACCUUUCAGUUCUACCCUACAUCCCAUACAUUUCACCCCAUACCAAGGCCCUAGCCCUACAUCCCAUACUAACGCCCUAGCUCUACAUUUCAACCCAUACUAAGGCCCUAGCCCUACAUUUCACCCCAUACUAAGGCCCUAGUCUUUCACCCCAUACCAAGGCCCUAGUCUAAGGCCUUAGCCCUACAUCCUAUAGCCGUUCUACCCUUCUCACCCCUAACCUGCAGAUAAGCUUCUUACCCACAGCCAGUGAAUCCAUCAUUAGUCGUAAUGCUUUGUACUCUGGUCUAUCCUGGGUAUGCUAACAGGGCCAGGUUAUAGGGAUUCCCUCAAGCUUACUAAACUAACCUGCUUAUAAGACUACACAUUCCCAUAUUGCCUCAAUGCAGAUCAGAUGAGAUUCAGUUCAUGGCGAAACUCCAUGUUGUAGAUUUUCUUCAUUGGUACCAAUGCACUUGACUUGUGAUGAUUUCAUGUAAUGCAGCAUCAGGUCUUGAAAUGACACCGGUAGUGGGCUGAGUUCAGCUAUUAUUGACAUUGGUUAAAUUGUGCAGUUGAGUGAAAAAGCUAUUUAUGUUGGGUGGGUAGGGGAUAUUGUAGUAGCUGUGGUGGGAAAUAUCUAAAGUGUUAUAUGAAAUCUUUCUCCCACCUGUUUUGUGGAGUGUGUUGCAUGCACUUUUCUGCAGCUUCAGUACAUCUGGGUUGUGCUCAUGAGGGUGCAACGGUUGACUCAUGUUGCAGAUGUAUAGACUAGACAUGAUUCCUUCAUCUAAUUGACAGGAUGAUCUACACACUAUAUUUCUGAACCUUCCAGAAUGUUGUGCCCUACUGGCUUAUUUUGAAACCAGGACCCCUGGUUUGAAUUUUUUCAUCACAACCUGCGAUGGUCUUCUGUUUUAGCCCAUCUGUCUGGAGUGCUGAUUGUUACAUUCUACAUUAAUGUUACCCACAUGUAGAUGUGAAACUUAGUCGAAACAUUAACCAAACACCUUUCAACUCCUGUUAUUGUAUGGAGGAACCAUCCUUUGGUUUGAAUUCACUUUCCUCAUUGCUAUGUAAUGUUACAAAUUCUAUGUAGGAAUAAAAUGCAUGUGUGAAGAGCCCUCUGUUAAAGCAUCUCACAUUCUGACAGGAGUUUUUGAAACAUUUUGAAGCACAUUGCACAUCCACAUGUUACUCGUGGAUUUGAUCUGGCUUUUGUAAAUCGCGAUUAAAUAAACUGUCUGGAUGUUG